GUUGGAGCUGACUCGCAGUGCGUCGGUGAAAGCGGUGGUGGCGUUGGCGGAGUAAACUCAGUUCACCGGGGGGAAAUAAGAACUUCUACGCGCUUAAAUCUCACGGAAUGGCGGUCAGUACGGGCACCUCCCUGGUCCUGUCCUCCCUGCUGUCGGUGCUGGUCUUCGCUGGGAUGCAGAUGUUCAGUCGACAGCUCGGCUCUUCGGAGUGGCUGACCAUUCUGGGCGGCUUCCUGGGGUCCAUCCUCUUCAUCUGCUCACUCACUGCCUUCAACAACCUGGAGAACCUGGUGUUUGGGAAGGGGUUCCAGGCCAAGAUCUUCCCGGAGAUCCUGCUGUGCCUGUGCCUGUCCCUGUUCGCCUCGGGGCUCGUCCACCGCGUCUGCGUCACCACCUGUCUCAUAUUCUCCCUCUUUGGCCUCUACUACAUCAACAAAGUGUCGGCAGCCCUGUACCAAGCCUCCGUUCCCAUGGCGACGCCGGUGAAGCCCACAGGAAAGGGCAAGAGGAAGAACUGAGGACGUCCCGCCUCCCACCCGCCCACCAGCCUCAGAAAGCCAAUCACAGGGCGGACUCUGCCGCUACGCCUGGCCGGCCAAUGGCAGCCCGAGAGCACCUUCUGCAACCGGCCAGUCCUAGAGGGGAGGAGCCUGCUGCCGCUGGCCAGCCAACCAAUCAUACGAUGCCACUCUGUGGCCCACAUUCCAAGCCCCUCCCCUCUGCUGUUCUGCGAUUGGACGUGGGAGAGGAAGCUUUUGUUAAGAAAACGUGGAGCCAAAAAAAUCCCAAUAAAAAAGUUUAAAACCGUUAA
This is a messenger RNA of Lepisosteus oculatus (spotted gar), 811 nucleotides long. The record is from RefSeq and is a predicted model, not a curated record. NCBI's taxonomy places the organism in Eukaryota, Metazoa, Chordata, Actinopteri, Semionotiformes, Lepisosteidae.